Marchantia polymorpha subsp. ruderalis is the source of this 2806-nucleotide messenger RNA. The record is from the annotation of a GenBank genome assembly. NCBI's taxonomy places the organism in Eukaryota, Viridiplantae, Streptophyta, Marchantiopsida, Marchantiales, Marchantiaceae.
GUUCAACUACGAUUCUGUUUCUUCAAAGUGAGUAAUGUGGUUCUAAGGGUUUAGUCCAGACUGAGUUUCAUAAGUAUGUAAAAAUUUUGGAAAACUUGAGACUGCAAUUACAAGAUGUCAAGAAGCGGAUUAUUUGAUAUCAGUUCCUUUUAACAGUGGACGCCUUGAAGAAGUUGGACAGUGCGGCUGGAGUACUACUGGACAACGACGUGGAGAAAGAUAUGUUGCAUGUAGGCAAUUAUCUCAAAAGCCUGCACAUAAUUCAAGAUGACAUUGACAAGAUUCACCCGCUUGGUCAGGAACUGACCAAGCGGCAUUGGCUGCAUCCUUGGAACUCGCUGACGGUUGCGCACGAUGCGGCAGGCUAUGACGUUCCCAGGUUCACCAGAGUGCUCAUCGACAGACCCGCUCGCAUUCGAUCCUGUUGGAUUCCUCAUCCACGCUAUCAGCACUCAGGGUCGAAACUUCCGGACGAAGGAUCUGCCCCGGAAUGAACUUCGGCCUGGUCCUGGUCUACUUCACGCUGGCUCGACUCCCGCACGCAUGUGAAGUCUCUCUUCCGGCCGACAUGAAUCCCCAUAAUCUGGCCUGCAAAGAAAGGCCCGGCUCCGCCUCGCCCGAAAAGAGUGUUGCAAGUUUUUCAACCUUGAGUCUAAUUCAAUCAAACAUCAAAAUAGAUCCAAUAGAGCAGAGCCCCAAACAUAAGACGACGAGUGAACACCGCGAACAUAGAUUCACGCCGUUUUGCAAGAAGGGAGCCAAUCUUCCAUUCUGCGCGUCGAACACGAUACUUCAAUCAAUCCAUCCAGAUUCUACGAGGGCGAAAUCACAGUUUCACGCGAUACUUCGACGACCUGCUCUUCGAGCGAUGGCGAGGCCGAGCACGAUGUUCGUCAGAUUGGGCAUGAGACGACCGAAGUAUCCUUCAUGAACAGCAGAUUCGAGCCGCGCCAUUUUCAAUCGUUAACGUGCGCGUGAAGAAGCGUCGAGAUUUCGAAACCGUCACUCUCGUCCUGACGCGGAGCCCGUUGCGCGGUUCGAACAUGUGGCGGUGGAGCAUACGUGGAUGAACGGCACUGGCCACGGGCAGCCCCAGCGUCUGCAGCGCACCGACAACGUCUCACGCAAGACGCGCCUCGUCUCGUGCGGCAAGGCUCGGAAGAUGAAACGGACGAGGGAUGCUCGAUGCAGGUGAUCCGAAGGGCUUCGGGGUUCGCUCGGGUGACCGGUUGAGUGACGGAUUUGGACUCGAUGGGCGAGCCGUGUGCGAGGUUGGUGGUGCAGCGACCGGAUUGCACCGGUGGAACAGGGGUCAUCUACGUCAGGAGUCGAUGGUUCGCUUCUCACUUCAAUCUGUCGAUUUCCGAUGGAUUGAACGCCUGGACUUGCCAGCCUUCUCCGGAGGAGGUAUCCAGGAAGGCUUUCAGCUGGGAUUACACCGUAACGCAGUAUCUCGAUCAAGCCAAAGAGCACCUUGACCACCAGAAUCCUGAUUGCACCUACUCUUUCACAUCUGUCGGAGACGGCGGGAGAAAGCUGUCGUGGACUCUGGAGAAGGAUGGCGUGCGGCUCGUUGCCCAUUGGAAAGCAGAGAAGUCGCUCGAUCCGAGAGAAACCACAUGCACCAUUAUGGACUGCCUCAUGGAAUGGAGCUCAAGACUCAGUGAGGAGUUGCAGAGCAAGAUAAAAUCUUUUGAGAACAUGAAAGCCGAGGCCACGCGAUUGACGGCCCAAACUCAGAAAUUCAGGGACCAAAAAAUUCAGUUCGAAGAUGACAUCUAUAGGAAGUUUGUAGCUGUAUUAAACUCUAAGAAAGCGAAGCUUCGUGAACUCCGAGCUGAGGCUUUGCGAAUACCAUCUCCUAGCAAGAAAAAAGAUAAAGACGACGAAGUGGUAGAGGAAACAGACACUGAAGACGAGCUCGAUGAGAGCGACGAGGAAGGUAAAGACAACGAGCUUUCCCAAAAGCGGAGACGACUAGAAAGUACAGCAGCCGAGGUGGAGGAAGCGGCAGCUGCAGACAGCCAAGCAACAGAAUUAUACCGAGACUCACCGACCGGAGAUGAAGUGUCCAGCAUCAAGAGGGAAUUAGACCAAGAAGCUUCUGCCUCCACCGUCAUGACAGACAAAAAACAGGAACCAAAGCAUCCAAAGCACGUGACUGCUGAAGCAAGUCCGCCAAAAGUCGGAGCUGAAGCAUUAACAGAUGCCGCAACUCUACUCGGUGGAUCGACUUACACCAGUGCUCCAAGGAGAAGAAGGCGUUAGGCCUUGUAUCCUGUUCACGGAUGAUUUAUUCACCAUUUACCGAAGAGAAGUGGAGUGACCAAGUGGCGUUUCCAAACAACUUUUCUCUGGGACGGAAGGGUCCAGUCAUGCUCAUAACGAUACAUUCGAUCGGAGAGCUGCUUCGUUCCACCUGGUCAGCUCUAGCCCUAGAGUGUCGAAGUAAAACCCGCAUGUGCAGAUCAGACAGUGGACAACUAAUGCAAAUCUGUAAGCAUCCGAAGCAAUCACGUGGAGAAACUCGAAUCUUAAAGCGCAAGGCGAACGAUGAAGGACUGAAGGCUAAUUGUCAGAGGAAAUGAAUCCCUUCGGAGGAGAAAUUUAUAAUGCAAAUUGGGCACGAAACAAAGACUGAUCGAGAUUACCGUCUUCCUGCAAGCGUUAAAUGUCGAGAAUGGAAGGAAGAGACUUGGUGCAAUGAACUAUACUUCAUUGAGCAUCGAUACUCAGUUUCAUAGUCAUGUCUCGUCCAAGGUCAGAUCCAUGUACAUAUACAUAAAAAUACACAUAUAACCACAUA